UUUCAUCUUUCCCGGAGCCACCACCAACAAUGGCGGUUUCUCUCUCUUCGUCCUCGACGUUCACUCCCUUAACGCUGCAGCAAAAGCUGAAACCGACUCAUGGCUUUGGGAGAUUAAACUUCGCUUAUUCGGUGAAUUCUCACGGUGUCUCUCUCCGGCGUAGCGCCGUGGUCGUGUCGGCCAUUACCGGCGCCUCAGGAACUGAAACUGCUGGUUUGCUAGAGACAGUGAAAGUCUCGGACUUGAGAGGAAAUGAGAUUCCGAUUUCUGAUUUAUGGAAGGAUAGGAAAGCCGUUGUUGCAUUUGCUCGUCAUUUCGGAUGCGUGCUUUGUCGGAAACGAGCAGCUUAUCUUGCUGAAAAGAAGGAUGUGAUGGAUGCAUCUGGUGUUACUCUUGUUCUCAUUGGACCUGGAAGUAUCGAUCAGGCCAAAACUUUUGUGGAACAGACGAAAUUUGAAGGAGAGGUGUAUGCAGAUCCAAAUCAUGCGUCAUACGAGGCGCUUAAAUUUGCUUCAGGGGUUUCUGUGACAUUUACCCCCAAAGCUGCUCUGAAGAUAAUAGAGUCUUACAUGGAAGGAUACCGCCAAGACUGGAAACUCUCUUUUAUGAAAGAUACUGUUGAAAGAGGCGGCUGGCAACAAGGUGGAAUCCUAGUUGCUGGCCCUGGGAAAAAUAACAUCUCUUACAUCCGCAAGGACAAAGAAGCUGGAGAUGACCCGCCUGUUGAAGAGAUCCUAAAAGCGUGUUGCGCUUGAAGGAAUCACAACUCACAAGCAAAACGUAAAAGACACUAUUUUUUCUUAAUAGUAUUAGAGUCGAUCUGACGAUCUCUCCUCGUCUUCAUACAGCUCGCAUAAGAGACAUAAAUUUGAUAAAACGUGUUCACUUGGUGUUUUAAAGACAUAGACUUGCAGUGUAUAUAUCUCUCCUUGUCGUUCAAGUUUUGGAGUUUUUUUCUGAUAAAAAAACAAUGUUGUCAAAAGUCAGUCAGGCAAACAUUCUAUGAAACGUUACUGCUAAAGUAACAAAUACAACAUUAGAACA
Messenger RNA from Eruca vesicaria subsp. sativa (arugula), 1044 nucleotides. Lineage: Eukaryota; Viridiplantae; Streptophyta; Magnoliopsida; Brassicales; Brassicaceae. The record is from the annotation of a GenBank genome assembly.